GCAUUUUAGUCAAACACUGCCGUUUGGAAAAGGUAAACAAUACACUGUUUUCACCUAAACAUAAGAAUGAGGACGACUGGUUUGCUUGGAUCUUUUGUAUAUAUAUUUUUAUAUGUGGCAAAAUGUACUUAUGGCAGUUGCCCAAAUGGGUGGAUCACGCAUGACUCCAAAUGUUAUCAUUUUAGCCACGAUACGGAACCUAUGCUGCUAGCAAAGUUAUCAUGCCAAGAGCUAGGUGGUGCACUAGUGGAGAUUGAGACAGCAACUGAAAAUGAUUAUUUAGCAGCGUACAUAAGAGAUAAACAAACGUACUACCUUAUUGGCUUAAAUGAUAUUCAAGAAGAAGGCAAUUGGGUUUGGAUUGGGAGUAAAACACAAGCCAGUUAUAUCAAUUGGCGACCUACAGAACCAAACAAUGGUGUUGAUGAAAACUGUGUAGUAAUUGACGGUACCGUUGGGCAAUGGAACGAUACGCCCUGUCACCUGGCUUUCAACUACAUAUGUGAAAAGGAUAGUGUGGAUUCAGAGAUUGUAGGGAAAUAAUCAAUCAAAGAUGAUGUUACAGUUAUUAAAUGUUACAAUGAAAUUGAAAUAACUUUAAUAAAAGUUGGAUCAUUUUA
Messenger RNA from Ruditapes philippinarum (Manila clam), 620 nucleotides. Its product is annotated as perlucin-like protein. NCBI's taxonomy places the organism in Eukaryota, Metazoa, Mollusca, Bivalvia, Venerida, Veneridae. The record is from RefSeq and is a predicted model, not a curated record. Bases 67 to 543 code for a protein of 158 amino acids. The transcript is spliced from 5 exons.